Molecule: messenger RNA, 372 nt
Organism: Ostrea edulis (European flat oyster)
Lineage: Eukaryota; Metazoa; Mollusca; Bivalvia; Ostreida; Ostreidae
Product: ubiquinol-cytochrome-c reductase complex assembly factor 2-like
Exons: 1
Coding region: 1-372 (123 amino acids)
Biological process (GO): mitochondrial respiratory chain complex III assembly
Cellular component (GO): mitochondrial matrix
Source: RefSeq, a predicted model, not a curated record
AUGACCAUGUACAAGAAAUUUAUGAGACUUUGUGAUAUAUGGACGAAAGACCCAUCAAGGAAAAAGGACCUAGGCUUAUUCAUCGAAAGAAAAGUAGCCAAGGCGUUCUCAAAAGGGGAAAAUUCUACUGUGGAUGCAAAGGAGUGUAGUGAAAUGUACGAGGCUUUGGAAAGAAUAGCAAACGAUAGUGCUAUGAAAAAAUACCCACUGGACGACAACGUUAAAUUAUCUGUUAGUGGAUUGGACUUAGAAGGUUGCCACGCAUUAAAUUCGACACAGAGAGAGGAAGAAUACAGAGAGAAACUCAGCACGAAGGUCAACGAAAUGCUACCGUCCUUCCUUAGGAGAGGAUAUAUACCGAAGAAAGAUUAA